GAAUGAUCCAAGAAAUGCAAAAGGCAAUUGUUGAAACAGCAUCUUGAUUUGAUGAACUUACUAGGAAAAAAAAGGGAAAAUAUGAGAGAAAAAAACACAAGGGAAGAUGGAAAUUGAUUUGACUCCGAAGUCGGCGAAGGAGGCGUACGGGAACAAUGGGGGGUCAUACUUGGCGUGGUCCCCAUCGGAGCUUCCCAUGCUUGGUGAAGGCAACAUCGGCGCAGCCAAGAUCAUUCUCCACCAACAUGGGUUUGCUCUUCCUAGCUACUCUGAUUCCUCAAAGGUCGCUUAUGUUUUACAAGGAAAUGGUGUUGCUGGAAUUGUUCUUCCUGAAUCAGAGGAGAAGGUAGUCCCUAUUAAGAAGGGCGAUGCACUUGCCCUUCCCUUUGGUGUUGUUACAUGGUGGUACAACAAAGAGGAUACUGACCUAGAAGUUUUAUUCUUGGGUGAUACCUCAAAGGCCCACAAAGCUGGUGAAUUCACUGACUUCUUUCUCACAGGCUCCAAUGGUAUCUUCACCGGCUUCUCAACUGAGUUUGUGAGCCGAGCAUGGGACCUAGAAGAGGAUGUUGUUAAAUCCCUUGUUGGAAAGCAAUCAGGGAAGGGCAUUGUUAAGCUUGAGGGGACUUUUGAGAUGCCUGAGCCAAAGAAAGAACAUCGAAAUGGCUUGGUAUUGAACUGCUUGGAAGCUCCAUUGGAUGUUGACAUUAAGAAUGGUGGAAGGGUUGUGGUUUUGAAUACUCAGAAUUUACCUUUGGUUGGUGAGGUGGGGCUUGGUGCUGAUCUUGUUAGGUUGGAUGGAAGUGCAAUGUGCUCCCCUGGUUUUUCCUGUGACUCUGCAUUACAGGUGACCUACAUUGUUAGGGGUAGUGGCCGUGUUCAAGUGGUCGGUGUUGAUGGUCGCCGGGUCUUGGAAACCACCCUCAAGGCAGGCAGUUUGUUCAUUGUACCAAGGUUCUUUGUUGUUUCAAAGAUUGGUGACCCAGAAGGAAUGGACUGGUUUUCUAUCAUUACAACUCCCAAUCCUAUAUUCACCCAUUUAGCAGGAAGGACUUCAGCAUGGAAGGCCCUGUCUUCUAAAGUACUGGAGGCUUCUUUCAGUGUGGGUUCAGAUAUGGAGAAGCUUUUCCGCUCCAAGAGGAAUGCAGAUGCCAUCUUCUUUCCUCCUCCAAAUUAAGAAGGAAACUCGCUUCUAUAAUUCUAUUUCCUUAGUUACUACUUGCUACAAUAAAGGGCUUCUAGUUCUGGAACUGUUUCAGCCCUCAUUGACAAUGAGUUCAACUUAGAUUGCAGGCUUUUCCCUGAAAACCAAACAGGGUUACUUUAUAAGUGUUUUUCUUGUUUACGAGUUCUAGCUUAUGUUUGUCUUUGUUCUUAUCACCUUCAUGAAGUUCAAUUCAAGAAAUCACAAAUUGAAGUGCUGUUUCUGAUUA
Molecule: messenger RNA, 1433 nt
Organism: Vitis riparia (riverbank grape)
Lineage: Eukaryota; Viridiplantae; Streptophyta; Magnoliopsida; Vitales; Vitaceae
Product: glutelin type-D 1
Exons: 4
Coding region: 107-1177 (356 amino acids)
Molecular function (GO): nutrient reservoir activity
Source: RefSeq, a predicted model, not a curated record